Diaporthe citri is the source of this 1044-nucleotide messenger RNA. RefSeq lists its product as uncharacterized. Gene Ontology annotation, molecular function: nickel cation binding. Lineage: Eukaryota; Fungi; Ascomycota; Sordariomycetes; Diaporthales; Diaporthaceae. The transcript has a single exon. The record is from RefSeq and is a predicted model, not a curated record. Bases 1 to 1044 code for a protein of 347 amino acids.
AUGAACUCGCCGUUCCCUGCCUCCGCCUCUGCUCCUGGAGAUGGAACAAUCACCGUAAAGCGGCUGCCCAAUGGCCACUCGCACCUCGAGGGCAUCACUUACCAGUACCCCCUCAAACUCAUCUCGCCUCCCCGAAAUCACCAACAGGACAAAUCCGUCCUCGUCUUUCUCCUCUCCUACGGCGGCGGCCUCGUAGGCGGGGACACGGUCAACCUGGCCGUCCAGGUGCAACGCGAUGCCCGCCUCAGCAUCGUCACCCAGGGCCACACCAAGAUCUUCAAGUCGGCCACCCCGGACAUCGUCACCCGCCAGACGCUGAACGUGGCAGUCGAGGACGGCGCGGCCCUGUGCCUGCUCCCGGACCCGGUCCAGCCCUUCGCCGAGAGCGUCUACGAGCAGACGCAAAUCUUCCGCCUCAGGGCCCCAGGAGCAUCGCUGUUCCUACUGGACUGGGUGACGCAGGGCCGCAGCGCCCGCGGCGAGGACUGGGACCUGGUCAAGUGGAUCGGGCGCAACGAGGUGUGGUGGUCAUCCGGCGCUGCUGCAACCACCACAACCACCAGCACGACGGCCCCGCAGAGCAGCAGCAGCGGCAGGCUCCUCGUCCGCGACGCCGUCAAGCUCGACGGCAGGGCGUCCCUCUCGGCGGCGGCGGGGGGCCUCAGGUCCACGAUGCACGGCUUGGGCAUCUUCGGCACCCUCAUCCUGCGCGGGCCGCUGACCAGGUCCCUGGGCGAGUUCUUCGUGGCCGAGUUCGCGGCCCUGCCGCGCAUCGGGGCGCGCGACUGGAGGACCGACGAGGCCAGGCAGCUCGCCGAGGACGAGGGCGCCCGGGACCCGCACGUGGUCUGGCGCGAGGAGAGGCUCGAGAUGGAGGGGCGGGAGAAGGUCCUCUGGUCGGCGGCCAGCGUGAGGGGCUGCGUGGUCGUCAAGUUUGGAGCGGCCACGGUAGAGGCCGGGAGGACGUGGAUCGGGUCUAUGCUUGUGAAGGAGGGCAGUGUAGAGGAGCAUUUCGGGGACCAGGCGUUGAUGUGUGUGCGGUGA